UGGCAACAGCUCUCCCUCAAUACCCGUCUUCUCAGACACCUGUCUUCUCUCCUUCCUAUUUUCAUUUCCUCCGUCGUCUUCCUCUGUCUGUCUGUCUCUCUCUCUAUCUGUCUAGGUUUCUCUGUUUUGUCUUUCGUUAUAUUCACAAGAAUUCCCCCACUACAUUUCGGUUUCAAUGCCAUCCCCUUCAUUUAUUUCUUUCACCAUAAAAGCUCUCCAUCUGAACAAUUACAAUUACACAUAAAAGUUCCUUUUUUUUUUUUUUUUUUUUCAGAAACUGUUGAAACACAUGUGCGCAAAACCCCUCCUUCUUCGUUCGAUCCCUAAUGCAAUGAUCUAAAAGCUUUUCUAUUCGAAGCUUUCUUGGUUUUUGGAAAUGGAAGAUCACGAGGAGGAACAACCGGCUUUUGAGAUUGGGGUGGUGGUUCCGAAGACGAGUAAUGUCAAGGCAGAGGACGAAAGUUCCGACUGUGUGGAGGCUCUUGUACGUGAGUUUAAGAAUGUGGGUCUUGUAGUCGAGAGAGUCAUUGGCGUUGCUGAUCAGUUUAUCAAGCUGGCAGCAUCUCUGGAGACUUUGGGAAAGGCUGCAGCCAGGUUGCAAAUAAAGAAAAGGACCCGCAUUGGAGUGGAUUUGCAAUUUGAAUGGGAGGAGGCUGAGGCCUUUGUGAGGCAACCUGAUGGUUCAUUGUUCAGUUGGAGUGAGAGAUUUCAUUGUUAUCAGCACUUAAUUUAUGGAAUUGAGAACAAGGGCAAGUCAGCUGUAAUUCUUGAACACAAUGGUAAAGAAGUACGAUGGGAAGUCGGGGAAUGUUUGCUGCAGAAGUUGGGAUCUGAGGGCAUUGUUAAGCAAGUAUUCCCAUUGCACGAUGAAACGAAAAGGAAGAAACUCCUCCAUAGCUGGGCAUUACAUUGGCGUGACUUCACAAACCAGCCAGUAGAUGAUAUUUACUCGUACUUUGGGACAAAGAUCGCGCUCUACUUUGCUUUCCUUGGAAUGUACACACGGUGGUUACUGUUUCCAGCUGCCUUUGGCAUAAUGUUGCAGAUUAUUGAUUUUGGGCCAUUGCAGUUACUGGUGCUUCCCAUUUUCUUCAUAUUCAUUAUUCUGUGGGCAAUAAUGUUCUCCCAGUUCUGGAAACGUAAAAAUUCUGCCCUCUUAGCCAGAUGGCAAAUUAGUUAUCCAAUUGGAGCUGACGCUGGAUACAAACUUUUGGGCAUGGAAUGGAGUUCUUUGCAGUCACCUAUGGAACUAAUAAGAAAAAAACGGGUGACUGACAACGCAAAAGAGAAAGAGAUUUUCCAAAGGAAUGAGUGGUUUGGACGGCUCAUGAGAUUCAGAAAUGAUGCUCUUGUUAUAUUAAGUAUUAUAUGCCUCCAGUUGCCCUUUGAAGUGGCCUAUGCUCAUACUUACGAGGUUACGGAGUCUGAUCUUAUGAAGUUUGGGUUGACAACCAUUUAUCUUUUUGCCAUUCAAUACGUUACCCAUAUUGGGGGUAAGAUCUCGGUCGGGCUCAUUAAGCAUGAAAACAAUGAAAACAAAGAAAAAAGAGCAGACAGCUUGGUCUACAAGGUUUUUGGUCUGUAUUUUAUGCAAUCAUAUAUAGGUAUUUUCUACCAUGCACUCUUGCACCGUAGCUUUUUGACUCUCCGCCAAGUCUUGAUUCAGCGCCUCCUUGUGUCUGAGGUGUUGGAAAACCUGUUGGAGAAUUCUUUACCUUAUCUUAAAUAUAGUUACAAGAAAUAUAGAAUCCGAAGGAAGAGAAAAUGUGAAAAGGGAUCCUUAACUGGGAAAAUUCAGUUUACUUCCAGGGUUGAGAAAGAGUACUUGAAACCUUCCUAUUCUGCAAGCAUAGGCGACGAGCUUGAAGAUGGACUCUUUGAUGAUUUUUUGGAGUUGGCAUUGCAGUUUGGACUUAUCAUGAUGUUUGCCUGUGCAUUUCCCCUCACAUUUGCCUUUGCUUUUCUGAAUAACAUCACUGAAAUCAGGACAGAUGCAGUAAAGCUGCUUACCAUGUUUAAAAGGCCUGUUCCUCGUGCUGCCAUGACGAUUGGAGCUUGGCUGAACAUUUUUCAGUUUCUUAUAUUGAUGUCUAUAUGCACCAACUGUGCACUUUUGGCAUGGUUAUAUGAUCGAGAGGGUAAAUGGAAAAUAGAGCCUGGACUCGCAGCGAUCCUUGUCAUGGAACAUGUCCUCCUCCUGAUAAAGUUUGGAUUUUCGCGCUUUGUUCCCGAGGAACCUGCCUGGGUGAGAGCCAACCGAAUGAAAAACGCGACACAGGCACAGGACAUGUGUUCUAAACAGCUUUUGCGGACCAUUUCUGGAGGAGAAGGGGCAUUUGCUGAGGUAAAGAAGUUGGAGGCAGUGGAUUAGAGCUGUGUCAUCAUAUUAACAAGAAUCUUGUGCUGUAGUUCUUGCUGAUAUGUAAGUUUUGACUUGCUGUGGCCUGUUGUAUCAGGAAAUAGAUUUUUUAUUUUUAUUUUUAUUAUUUUUAUU
Molecule: messenger RNA, 2494 nt
Organism: Morus notabilis
Lineage: Eukaryota; Viridiplantae; Streptophyta; Magnoliopsida; Rosales; Moraceae
Product: anoctamin-like protein At1g73020
Exons: 16
Coding region: 377-2371 (664 amino acids)
Biological process (GO): chloride transmembrane transport
Molecular function (GO): chloride channel activity
Source: RefSeq, a predicted model, not a curated record